AUCACGCACAACGAGAAGCGCGAUGUGCAGCCCACUGCUUUGUAUUACGUUCACGCUGGUCUUCAGGUAUCCAAGGACCAAGGUAUGCAACUCAGCGGCAGCUGCUGUUCAGUGAGUGUCUAACUCGACUCUUUGGGGGUCUGGAGUAUACGGUACCCUGUUACCAUUGCGAAGUAGAUCGGCUCCCAAACGGGGGGGGGACAAUAUAGAUUAACUUCGAUUAUUUGAUGGAAGGAUGGCGCCAUGGUAGGCAUAAAAUCGAGGUGUACGUACACCUAUUGCCAUCGUCUUAUAAAGUUGUAACUCAUCGGUACGUGCCCCCUUCAACUUAUCAAUGACCACCUCGUUCGAUUUCUCUGCCUGGCCUCCCCAGCUCACCCCAGAGCACCUAGAAGCUCUAGCACUCACCGCAAUCACAUAUGCAUUCUCACACGGAUUACUAUACCUCCCACCUUCCGACACCCAACCACGCAUACCAACCUCCGCUAUCCACGUCCCCCUCUCGCUCUUUCCCGCGCCCUUUCCCCGUGCGCACUUCCAAGCUGCAAGAGGACUGCAGAACGUAUACAAUGUCCUCUACGCACGCGUGGCGAUGGAUACCCACUUCUUAGAUACAGUGAUGGGCGCUGAGGAAGGCGCGGGGAGGGCGGAUGAAUUUACUGGGAUUCUGUGGAAUGGGUGGAAACGCAUCCGGGAGCACGGUAUUGUACAGCCGCUGCACCUCGGCCUGUUUAGAUCCGAUUAUCUUUUACAGGCUGCGGAAGAUAGAUUUGCGCUGAAGCAAGUCGAGUUUAAUACUGUCGCUUCGUCUGGUUCGCAUUGUGAGCGUGCGGCUGCUAUGCAUAGACAUAUAUUGACGUCUACCUCCUACUUUUCCGCAUCACCGUAUCUCACGGCCGAUAAUUUCCCAGAGAAUCGCGCCAACUCUGGACUGGCUGAAGGUCUUGCCAAAGCUCACGAAGCAUACGGCGUCUCAGAUGCGCGCAUCCUAUUCGUUGUGCUACCCAACGAACGCAAUGUCUUUGACCAACGAUGGGUAGAGUACGAGUUACUCGAAAAAUACAAAAUCCACGUCAUCCGUCAAACACUCGCCGACCUCGCCAUCUCUGCAUCCCUCGACCCCUCCACGCAUGCCCUCACAGUCACCCUUCCCUUUCCAACCCAUUCAUUGACAUACGAAAUCUCGACAAUCUAUUUCCGCGCAUCUUUAGUCCCCUCCGACUUCCCCACACCGUCCUACUACGACACGCGUUUUCUCCUUGAGCGCAGUCGCGCCAUAAAAUGUCCUUCCCUUCCCCUGCACCUCGCAGGCGGGAAGAAAGUCCAGGAAGCACUCACACACCCCGGGGUACUCGAACGUUUCCUCGGCAACGAAGGCGCGAGAUGGGGCACAGACGCUCCUGACCUCUCAGCACACGCAACAGAUAUCCGGGCAACCUGGAUGAGCAUGUGGGCGCUCGACUCGGAGGACGCUGAUAUAGUUGCUGCGCUUGACCAUCUCCCAGCUCCAGGACAAGGACAAGGAAUUACACCACCCGGAACACAUCUCGCCCGCCUCAAAGCUUCCUCGCUCGUACUCAAACCCCAACGCGAGGGAGGUGGGAAUAACGUAUACCGCGAAGCCAUCCCCGCGUUCUUAGACGCCCUACCAGCAGAAGAACGCAAAGCCUGGAUCGCGAUGGAGAUGAUCGAGACGCCGCGCGGGGUAGGGGGCUAUUUCAUGCGCGCAAUCCCUUUGAGUUCGAGUUCGGGUGCGGGGGACGCGAAUGCAGGUGUAAAUGACGGGGACACAAAGAAGACAGUCGUACGCGCAGAAGUCGUUUCUGAGCUAGGGAUCUUUGGAUAUGCCUUAUUUGGAGACGGGAAGGUGGUGGAGAGGGAAGUGGGGUGGCUUGUGAGGACAAAGGGGGCGGACAGUAAUGAGGGUGGGGUCGCUAGUGGAUUUUCGGUGUUGGAUAGUGUGGUGCUUGUUUGAGGGGAUGUUUGUAGAAUGGAGAAUGUGUAUUAAUGUAAGGACGCCAUGUCCUUUACGCACCGACCGUGAUUCAAAAACAAGACGCAUGAACCAUACGUUCGAAGUCAUCCGCGUGAGUCACUGAUGCGAAGAGUAACACUCUUCGCAUCUGAGUCACGCGGAUAUAUCUCUUUUCAUCUUACCAUUCAGUACCUUACCUUGUGCUCACAUUACACCAUCUCUGUUCCUUC
Suillus paluster is the source of this 2205-nucleotide messenger RNA. Its product is annotated as glutathione synthase. Bases 335 to 1975 code for a protein of 546 amino acids. The transcript is spliced from 6 exons. Gene Ontology annotation, molecular function: ATP binding; glutathione synthase activity; glutathione binding. The record is from RefSeq and is a predicted model, not a curated record. Gene Ontology annotation, cellular component: cytosol. NCBI's taxonomy places the organism in Eukaryota, Fungi, Basidiomycota, Agaricomycetes, Boletales, Suillaceae. Gene Ontology annotation, biological process: glutathione biosynthetic process.